UUGUUUUUUUAAAAAAACUCAUGACUUUUUCUUAAGCCAGUUUUAAAAUUACACGUGGAGGAGAAUAAUACCAGCGGAGAAGAUUCUUGUGUCCUUAUAAGGGAUACGGCAAGGCGAGUGAUAGAUCAGUACGCAUGCGCUAUAACGGUCAAAGAAGCUUUAUCCUCGAAGUCAUGCCACAGCCUCUCUCUUUUGAAUUCUCGAUUUGACUAUGAGGUUGUAAUUUCGUAUUGACACUGAGGUUGUAUCUUCUGCAUCAAACGAGGCUGCAAAACCAAAACAUUGGAUAUUUGGUGGGAAACUUUAAACUCACAUGCAUGAAAGCUGAAAUAAGUUUAUGUUAUUGUACGUGUUGGUUUUAUUAUUGUUGUUUUUACGUUCAUGGCUGCUGAAGUUUUCUCUGAAAAUCUAACUAAUAAAACUGAUACUCUACGUACCCACAACGACGUUGAGCAUUCAGUUCUAAGUUCUUCAGAACUUGUUAUUUCAUCGAAUUCAGUAGAAGAUAAAGAAGAUGCUCACUCAAAUUCUAAAUGUGAAAACAAAAUUGUCUUUGAUAAUGUAAAUAGUAACGACAUACAAAGCUCUCAUCGUGAACCUGAGCAGUUAACACAGGGUACUGUAAACAUUCUAGGAUUAAAUUCUAAUGCCAGAAUUCAAGUUAUAUCAGAUACAAAUGCGGCUAACAUGACAGGCAAUAACGGACCUAUAUAUUUGUUAGUGUCAAAUGACUCUCCAAGUGCUGUUAUCCAAACAGUAGGGUCGACAAACGAAGAUGCAAUAAAUGUAAUUUCAACAGACACAAUAAAGAAUGAAACAGACUCUGCUGCAACAGUGCAAAUUAUGAAUUCAGAGGGCAUUCCUGUAAACAUUAAUGUUAAUGAUUUACUCUCAACUAUAACAGGCUCAAAAGCUUCAAUAACUUCAGGGAAUGAACAUGAAGCACAAACUGGUAGUAUUUUAAGUUUAUCUUCCUCUAUAUUAUCUACUACUGGUGCUGACACUGUCAAUAACAGUCAAAUUUGUCACCGCCAGCCUGCACCGUCUUCACGAUCUGGGAAAUAUGUUAUAGCUAAGUCACCACAAGUCUCAGCUAUUCCAAAUUGGGCAUUGCAUUUAAGAGAUUGUACUAUGUUUGGUGAUACAUAUACUGGUUAUGUUACAAAUGAGGUUGAAAUGGAUGCUGUAUUAAAUUUAUAUAAAAAAGAAACACAGAGCUUAUUUGCUAUACGACAAACACCAUCUCCUGCAAAAGAUGAAACCACUGAUACUGUAAGACUUAUGUGGAAGUCUCAAUAUGUACCUUACGACGGAAUUCCUUUUGUCAAUGUUGGUCGGAGAGCAACUGUAAUGGAAUGUGAACAUGGCCCACGUAAAAGAAGUAAUGCACUUAAAAGGAUGCUCCAGCAUCAUGGUCAAAAACAUGCUUUAAAGAAAAUCCCCAAUUUGACUUGUCCUGCAAGGCUUUUUGUAAAGAAAGUACGCAAAUUUCCACAAUAUCGCGUGCCAACAGAUGCUGAUCCAAAGUUAUUAAGGCAACUACAGGAGCAGUCAUUAAAAUUGGUUCGGCAAGCUGGUUUUCAUACUGGUGAAAUAAGGUUAUAUAUGCAAUUACCUUUACCCACUGCACAUCGUUAUCAUAAUGUUGGACAUUGCAUGGAAGCUUUCAGAAAAGAAAUAGAAGAGCCUGAUGACUUAUUAAUGGAAUCUAUUGAUGUUGAUAGUCGUGUUUUAAAUAAAAUUCAAGAGCUUGUGAGACAAGGUUUUGUCAAUCCAUUUAUAGUCAGAGCAGCUGUGAAGGAUUUUGUUGAGAACAAAAUGGAAUUAAAUGCACCUGAACAAAAACCGUAUAAGCAUAAUAAGGCAUUCUAUCCACCUCUAAUUGAAAUUCAAAACAUUAUACAGCAAACACAAGCAGCUUUAAAUUCUGGUGUGGUGGCUCCUUUGCCUGCUCCUGAAAUACCCCCAGUGCCUAUCAGACAAAAGCGUAAAAGAACGACCAGCAUGGAGAUGACGUCUUCACCGUUAAUGAUAAAAAAAUUUAAAGUAGAUCAGAUAUCAGAAGAUGUUUUAAGUUCUUCCACAGGAAAAACAGGUCUAAAGAGCGAGGAUAUCUCAGAAUCUAUUGACCAAUCCGAAACUAUAUCCCUUUCUUUGACUGAUAACCAGCUUCAGAACUUUUCAAUUACAAACUUUACAUAUGAUCAGCUAGCACAAUUAGCUAAGAUUGGUUUACUUGCAUUAACAAAUGCUGCCAAAGACACUCCUGCCGUUUCAGUGGGUACCUCAGACAGUGUAGAUAGUAAUGAAAACUUAGAACCUCCGACUACGGAUACACAUGUUACCUUAACAGACGAUGAUCGCAGCAGUACUUUACUAAUAACUGCAAAUAAUGCAGAAGAUGAAAAAUUGAAGUUAGACAUAUUAACGAAUGUACCCGAUGUCUUACAAGAAAGUGAUUCCACAGCUGCUGGAAACAGCUGAUUUAGAUUAUUUAAGAUGUAUAAUAAUUGAAUAUCUCAAUGAUUUUUUCUUCUUUUUAACUUCCUUUAAACUACAUCAAAUAUCUUUUCUGACACAAUUUAAAGGAUACUUAGAAUUUGAAUUACUGAUACAGUCUAAUCAUUUGCGGAGAAUAAAAUUUUUAAGUUUUUUCAUUUUGGUCAAUUUAAUUUUUAUUAAAUUAUUGUAUUAUAUAGACUUGUUGUUCCAAUUUUUAUACAUUUCAUUUGAAAUUAUAUCGUAAGAUCAGUACAUAAA
Molecule: messenger RNA, 2760 nt
Organism: Hydractinia symbiolongicarpus
Lineage: Eukaryota; Metazoa; Cnidaria; Hydrozoa; Anthoathecata; Hydractiniidae
Product: calcium-responsive transcription factor-like
Exons: 6
Coding region: 382-2484 (700 amino acids)
Biological process (GO): regulation of transcription by RNA polymerase II
Cellular component (GO): nucleus
Molecular function (GO): RNA polymerase II cis-regulatory region sequence-specific DNA binding; DNA-binding transcription factor activity, RNA polymerase II-specific
Source: RefSeq, a predicted model, not a curated record